GUUUCGUCGGACGACUACACCCACGCACUACACACAAACAAAACACAGCAAUGUCACAACUGACAGCACCAGUGCGCGAGUGUGAGCAGUAGACCCCAUCUUGUGGCCACUGGAAUGAUAAAGCUGCUUACGUCAUAAAAACGAAUCCGAUGCAUACACAUCGAGAGUGAUUCGAUCCAAAAGGGCACAAGUCGUUCAACACACUAACCAGCCGCAGCAGGAAGGUGCAUUCUAUCGGCCAAAGCGUUCAUUGGCAGGCAGCAAAGGACUGGGGCACGCCAAACGUGCAGUUGGAGCAAACAAACAAAAGAAAAACGGAGUUCAGGACGAUCUGCAAUUUUCACACACGAAACUGGAAAACUAGGCCACACAGAGCUAGGGGCGGGGGGCCUUUCUUUCUCCUACCAAACCACUUUCACCAUCUCGAGUCUAUUUCACGGGACGGAUGCGAAUCUAGCGAGAGAGAGAGAGCGGGAGAGUGCGUGUGUGUGUGUGUGAAACAACAAAAACAACAACCCAACAAAGCUUAUACGGUGUGGUAAAGGAAGCAGGAAAAUCCACGGUUCCACACAUUAUCGAAAACGUAAAGAAAAACGAAAGCUUCACGUAGCGUCCCACAAACGAAAGGGGAACACACGUUCCGGAAAACAAAAAGGGAACAAAAAGGGGGCGGCGGUUCGGCAAGUGGAUCCUCCCAUCCAUCUCCCAAGAGACACCCAUCACCACCGCAAAUGGGCGAACCGGAGUACGAGAGUGUGGUGCUGGUGAAGCAGGAGGUGUUUGUGUACAAAAUUCCGCCGCGCCAGAGCAACCGCGGCUACCGGGCGGCCGACUGGAACCUGCUCGAACCGAUCUGGACCGGCCGGUUGCGGAUGGUGGCGAAGGGCCGGUCGCUGUGCGUGAAGCUGGAGGACAAGAGCAACGGCACGCUGUUUGCGAACUGCCCGAUCGAAAGCUAUCCGGGCGUGGCGAUCGAGGCGGUAUCGGACAGCUCGCGCUACUUCGUGCUCCGCAUCCAGGACGGCAACGGGCGGACCGCGUUCAUCGGGCUCGGGUUCGGCGAUCGGUCCGACUCGUUCGAUCUGAACGUGGCGCUGCAGGAUCACUUCAAGUGGGUGAAGAACGAGGAAAAGAUCGAGAAGGAAAAGGUGGAACCGAAGCAGCAGCUCGAUCUCGGCUUCAAGGAGGGCGAAACUAUUAAGAUCAACAUGAAGAUUACGAAAAAGGACGGUUCGGAGGUAUCGUCUCGACUGACCGGUAAAAAGACGGGCGCCGGUGGUUUGCUGCCCCCGCCACCGGGUGGCAGCAACAAGAUCAGUCCACCCCAGGCCGGUUCACCCUCCCAUCAACAGCUGCCGGCCAGCUCAUCGGCCACCACCGGUGGACAAACGGAAUGGGGCGAAUUUACUUCCGCUGGGUACGUGUUCAUCUUACCGACUCUUGCGAUAAACAGCUGCAGUUUCGCUUUAUCACACAUACCCACGGUGCAAAGCACAACGGCCGAUACGGCAGCCGCAGCAACACCCAGCAAAACCAACGCCAACUGGGUACAGUUUUAGGUUGGUAACAGGAAACGGGCGCCACUUGGUAAGAAACAUCCCCCCCCCCCCAUCAUCAUCAUCAUCAGCAGCAGCAAACCGCGGCUCAUAAUCAUCAUAUUGUUCGGCAUGGGGGCCGUGCGCCUCGCUGUAAACGGCGGCUACCGCAAACACGCUAAUCGUGGCCCGGGCUGCAGAAGAAGGUGUACUUUAGUGUUGAAGCAAAUAUGAUAUAUACAUAUAUCGAACGAUGCGUGAUCUUUACAUUUAAAUCAACACACUUACACAAACACACACUCAAAGUAGUAGCAGAAGCACGGGCCCACUCGUGAGAAGAGGAAGAAAAAUGAAAAAAGGUACUCUAUAUUAAGCAGAAACCAGUAGAACGGUAGAAUUGCAUUGCGUAUAUAGUCGAAACGCUGACCCCACACACACACACACCCACACAUACUCACUCGGACACGCUCACACACUGGAUGAAAACAGGGGGAGAGCGAAGGAUGCGUCAGAGUUAAGGUGACACGCGUUAUCCUACACAGAGGACAACACACACACAUACACAAACACAACAUUGCACAUGUUAUAUUGUGAACGCUUAUAUACGUAUGUAUUAGAUACACGUGGUGGCAAAAAAAAUGGAUAUCUAGCUGCAUAUGUAUAUAAUACACAUAUUAUAUAAUAACAAAGCUAUAUAUACACACACACAUAUAUAUGUGUAUGAACUCGUAUAUAUAUAGAGAGAGAGAAAGAUAAAUAAUAUAGAAUUCGUUCCGUUCGAGCAGAUAGAGCGUCAUUAACGCCUAGGUGUUGCAGGAUGGAUUGAGGUGAAAUUGGUAACGUCAGACGGACGGACCGAUCGAGGUUACCGAUCGACGGACCGAUCGAUGAAACAUGCGGCGACUAGGAGGAAGAAGCGAAGGGGGGGGGAGGUAGUGAAUCGGAGGUGGAAAGGAAAGAUGUGAAGAAACAUACGGUUCUGCAUACUUAUUGUUGUUGCUACACACACACACACACACACAAACACCCUUCCCCUUCCAACUUGUCCGCUUCCCCCAGGCAUCCCUUUUCCCCCGAGAUAGAGAAGAAAAACGCUGACAGUCUAUAUGUUAUUUAAUAUUGUAGUAAGCAAAAACCGGAGAGAGAAAAAAUGGGGAAAACCACACACACACACACACACACACACACACAGACAGGGUGAAAAAACUAUCCAAAGCAGGUCUCCACCGGUAUAGGCAACAUAGCUGGGUGGACCAAUGGGUUCUUUGUUGCAAUUAAUUCACAGGAAGGACCGGAUUAGUGUUGCUAAGGAUAGAAGAAGCAUUAAAGAAACAGACAUGAAGUUAUAAACAGGAGAGCUCAAAUGGAGGAAAGAUUCAAUGUUUGAAGACAACUUUUGCUAUGUGCCCCUGGCAGCAGCUCAGGAUUCUUAAGAACCUUCUCUCCCGAACAUCAAAGAAGUUCUAAUCCAGGGCGCGCGUGUGUGUGUGUGUUUGUACCUGCAAAAAACGGCAAACCACCAGCUGCGUCAUAAUCUCAGCUCAAUUAAAAACAUCCGUGAAUCUGACCGGUAUAGGGGCUAGUCUAGUACGGAUUGGACGGCGAGAGAGAGAGAGAAAAAAAAGGUUUCGUUGCUAGAAGAUAAGUUUUAAAUUCGAAGGGAUGCUGUUGCUGAAUCCUUUAACUACCGCAAAACAAAGUGUAGCAAAGGAUACGUUUAACAAAAACACAGGGUUUAAAAGAUCUGUCAAAAUUCGUCGUUAUAGCCCUCUGGGGGGUGGGGGGGUGCAGAGGGUUUAAAUUUGUAGUUUGUUGGUAGGAGUUCGUUUUUGAGUCGACAAGCGACGAAACCCCCCCUCACCCCCACCCAAAACCACCCUUCUCCCGUUUGUCCCUUCCACACAUCAGCGUUUCCCAUUCGUCUGCCACAUCUUCCUUGGGUGUGUGCGGCGGCGUUACUUUGACAUUCCUUAGCAUUCUUUUAAAUCUGUUUUCGAUGCAUUUUUGUGUGUGUGGUUUAGAAUGUUUUGUUUAAUCGUUUGUUUUUUUUUUGUUCUUGUGCUGUUUGUUUACUGCGGUUUGAGGCGAUAUAUAGUAGGGGUAGAGUUAUUUGUUAUUUUGCAAAACAAAAACAUGUACACUACGGAUUAGUUAAGUUGUAAUGCAAAAAAAAAAAAAUGAAAACGGAGGGUGAAAAAGUUAUAUUAUAUAGCGGCUACCGGAAGGGCGGAAUGAAUAGAAUACGAACGUGCGUUCAAAUACUUUGCAAAGGAUGUAAUGGAAAAAAAUACAGAAGAAAUAAAAACAAACGCAGUGUGUAUAGUUGGAUCACAAAAGCAA
Molecule: messenger RNA, 3875 nt
Organism: Anopheles stephensi (Asian malaria mosquito)
Lineage: Eukaryota; Metazoa; Arthropoda; Insecta; Diptera; Culicidae
Product: NECAP-like protein CG9132
Exons: 3
Coding region: 732-1559 (275 amino acids)
Biological process (GO): endocytosis
Cellular component (GO): membrane; clathrin vesicle coat
Source: RefSeq, a predicted model, not a curated record